AUGUUUUAUAUUUCCUCUUGGCAGGAUGGAUGGAUGGUCUGGGGAGUCGCAGCUGGAAUUUUGAUGUUUUUUGCAUCGCUUCAAGCUGUGCAUUUUUUUCGAUCCCGUGGUUAUGAGACGUUUUUGUUCAUUCACAUAAUUUUGGCGGCCGUCAUAGUACCUGCCAUAUAUUUUCAUGUCAAGGUUCAAAUUAAAGGCAUCCAGUACGUAUACGCUAUGAUGGCAAUUUGGGCAUUUGAUUAUUUGGCAAGAUUUCUUAGAAUUAUAGUUUCCGGCAUCACGUCUAAAGCUGAUGUGAGAGUCGUUUCGGGGGAUAUCUUGGAAUUUAAAAUUGCUUACUCUAGGUGGUGGAAAUAUUAUCCUGGGUCAUAUGCGUUCAUUCAUAUACUGCUGCCUCUUCAAAAUUCCUGGCAAUCUCACCCAUUUUCUUUGGUUUCGUCACCGUUAAAAGAGGAUGAAGGUAAAGUUAUAAUUUUUGCGAGAAUCAAAGAGGGCAUAACCAAAUCAAUGAGCGAAUACAUUCUGCGCCAGCCUUCAAAUAUGCUCCGUACCAUACCAGUAUUGCUGGAUGGACCAUACGGAGACCGCCAUCAUUUGCACCAUUACAAUACGUUAAUUCUGGUUGCCGGUGGAAUUGGAAUUACUGGGGUCUACCCCUAUGCUGCUGAGUUAGUGAAAUCGCCGGAACGAAAACAGAAUAUCCUCUUCAUCUGGACUACUUCAGAUGAUAGUUUCUCUCAAUGGUUUGGCGACUAUAUAGCACACCUGACGUCGGACGAAAGGAUUCAGCAGCAUAUCUACCUUACCUCCGAAAGACAUGAACAUGAAGAACAGGAUGUCCCAACACAGUUCUUUUCGAUAGAAAAAGGGGAACGUCCUGGAAAAACUACUCCAAGUACUCCUGAGAUUGAAUAUCAACUAGGACCCACUUCUUUCGGCCCAGCGAAUGGGUUGUCAAGGAAAUCCUCAGUAAUUUCAGCCAGUCUGAGUCUAGUGGAGCAUAGAGGCAACACAUGGGUUCAUGAGCGAGCUACAAGAAACCACAGCCGCCCCGAUCUAAAGGACUUGGUUGCUAACGAAAUAUCCAAAGCUCGAGGUUCCCUCGCUUUCGUGGUUUGUGGACCGGGCCCCCUAAAUGACGUUAUGAGAUGCUCAGUUGCUGACAAUAUUCAAUCUGCUAAUGCACGUAUCGACUAUUAUGAAGAAGCAUUUUGCUGGUAG
This is a messenger RNA of Sugiyamaella lignohabitans, 1221 nucleotides long. It is a transcript of the gene FRE2, whose product is annotated as Fre2p. Gene Ontology annotation, molecular function: ferric-chelate reductase activity. The transcript has a single exon. The coding region runs from base 1 to 1221 and encodes 406 amino acids. Lineage: Eukaryota; Fungi; Ascomycota; Dipodascomycetes; Dipodascales; Trichomonascaceae. The record is from RefSeq and is a predicted model, not a curated record. Gene Ontology annotation, biological process: iron ion transport; copper ion import; intracellular iron ion homeostasis. Gene Ontology annotation, cellular component: plasma membrane.